Molecule: messenger RNA, 1905 nt
Organism: Symbiodinium pilosum
Lineage: Eukaryota; Dinophyceae; Suessiales; Symbiodiniaceae
Source: the annotation of a GenBank genome assembly
AUGACGGACGCGACAGCGCCGGCCCGGCGCAACGGCGCCGCGAAGACGGCCGGCAAGAGCGGCACCCGAAAGACCACCGCCCCGGGCCAGGCCGUCCACGGGGUCGCCCAGCCCAGCGCCAUCGCCGCCGCGCCGCCGCCCCGGCCCGUCUUUCCCUUUCCCGCCAUCGUCGGCCAGGAGGAGAUGAAGCAGGCGCUGCUGAUCGCCGCCGUCGACCCCGGCAUCGGCGGCGUGCUGGUGUUCGGCGACCGCGGCACCGGCAAGUCCACCACGAUCCGCGCCCUGGCCGCGCUGCUGCCGCCGCAGCCGGUGAUCGUCGGCUGCCCCUACGGCUGCGCGCCGGAGGCGCCGCAGGGUCUCUGCCAGGCCUGCGCGCCCGACCACGAAGGCCACAAGCCGAAGACCGCGCGGGUGCCGGUGUCGGUGGUCGACCUGCCGCUGGGGGUGACCGAGGACCGGGUGGUCGGCGCCCUCGACCUGGAAAAGGCCCUGGCCCACGGCGAGAAGUCCUUCGAGCCGGGCCUGCUGGCGCGCGCCAACCGCGGCUUCCUCUACAUCGACGAGGUCAACCUGCUGGAGGACCACAUCGUCGACCUGCUGCUCGACGUCGCCGCCUCGGGCGAGAACCUGGUCGAGCGCGAGGGGCUGAGCGUGCGCCAUCCGGCCCGCUUCGUGCUGGUCGGCUCCGGCAACCCGGAGGAGGGCGAGCUGCGCCCGCAGCUGCUCGACCGCUUCGGCCUCUCGGUCGAGGUCGGCACGCCGGAGGAUCUGGAAACCCGCAUCGAGGUGGUGCGCCGGCGCGACGCCUUCGAGCGCGACCCGGCCGGCUUCGCCGAGACCUGGGCCAAGGAGAGCGACAAGCUGCGCCGGCGACUGGUCGCCGCGCGCCGCAAGCUGGCCGAGGUCGCGGUGCCGGAGACCGCCUACCGCCGCGCCGCCACGCUGUGCAUGGCGCUGGGCACCGACGGCCUGCGCGGCGAGCUGGUGCUGGUGCGCGCCGCCCGCGCCCUGGCCGCCCUGGAGGGCAAGCGCGAGGUGGGCGACGCGCAGCUUCGCCGCAUCGCCCCCUCGGCCCUGCGCCACCGCCUGCGCCGCGACCCGUUGGACGAGGCCGGCUCGGGCGUGCGGGUCGACCGCGCCCUGGAGGAGCGACCGGCCCAGACGCGCGGCGACGCCGAGGCGGACGCCGCCGCGGCGGCGGUCUGGCUCAACGCCGGCCUGGCCGCCGCGCUCUUCGCCGUCGACCCGGCCGGCACCGGCGGCAUCCGCCUGCGCGCGCCGGUCGGCCCGCCGCGCGAACGCUGGCUGGCGCUGCUCAAGCAGCUCCUGCCCGCCGCGCUGCCGCUGCGCCGGGUCCCGGCCGGCGUCGGCGACGACCGCCUGCUCGGCGGGCUCGACCUGGCGGCCACCCUGCGCCGGGGCCGGCCGGUCGCCCAGACGGGGCUGCUGGCCGAGGCCGACGGCGGCGUGCUGCUGCUGGCCAUGGCCGAGCGGCUGUCGCCGGCCGCCGCCGGGCGGAUCGCGGCCGCGCUCGACAGCGGCGCGGUGACGCUGGAGCGCGACGGCCUGACGGCCCGCCUGCCGGCCCGGGUCGGCGUGGUGGCCGAGGACGAGGGCCUGGAGGAGGAGGCGCCGCCCGCCGUGCUGUGCGAGCGGCUGGGCUUCUGCCUCGACCUCUCGGGACUGGCGCUGCGCGAUCUGGUCGCGCUGCCUCUGGAGCCCGAGACCGUCGCCGCCGCCCGCGCGCUGCUGCCCCGGGUGCAGGCCGAAGAGGCCGUGCUGCGCGCGCUCUGCGCCGGCGCGGCGGCGCUCGGCAUCGCCUCCCUGCGCGCGCCGCUGCAGGCCCUGCACGCGGCCCGCGCCGCCGCCGCCCUGGACGGCCGCCGCCAGGUCGGCGAGGACGAC